AUGGCGGGCCCGGGCGGUGCCGGUGCCGGUGCCGCCGGUGCCGCGGACGCCGGGGGUGUGCUGAGCGGCGGGAGCGAGCGGCGGUGCCGGGCGCGGCUGGCGGCGGGGGGCGCGGGGGGCGCGGCGGCCGCGGCCGCGGUGCUGGUGCCGCUGUGCUCGGUGCGCGGCCGCCCCGCGCUGCUCUUCACGCUCCGCUCCCGCCGCCUCGGCGGCCCCCACAGCGGCGACGUCAGCUUCCCCGGCGGGCGGCGGGACCCGGCGGACGCGGACGCGGUGGCCACGGCGCUGCGGGAGACGCGGGAGGAGCUGGGGGUGGCGGUGGCAGCAGCCAGCGUGUGGGGACAGCUGCGGACCCUGCCCGACCGGCAAGGAAUGACCAUAGCGCCCGUCGUGGCCAACCUGGGGCCGCUGGAGGCCUUGACACUGACCCCCAACCCCGACGAGGUGGAGGAGGUGUUCACCCUGCCCCUGGCUCACCUGCUGCGGGAGGAGAACCAGGGCUACACCCACUUCCGCACGGCCACCGGCUACGGGUACACCCUGCCCGUGUUCCUGAACGGCCCCCACAGGGUGUGGGGGCUCACGGCCAUCAUCACCGAGCUCACCCUGGAGCUGCUGCUGCCCGGCCGCUACCGCAGGAAGACCCACGUGCCAGCCCGGAAACCCGUGGCCUGAGGGAGGAGGGGACAGGGGGUGGCUCUGGGGCACCGAAGCCACUGGUGAUGUUGCACACUGUGAUUCAGUAAAAGCCAUGUUUGGAACUGC
Molecule: messenger RNA, 765 nt
Organism: Lepidothrix coronata (blue-crowned manakin)
Lineage: Eukaryota; Metazoa; Chordata; Aves; Passeriformes; Pipridae
Gene: NUDT8
Product: nudix hydrolase 8
Exons: 4
Coding region: 1-675 (224 amino acids)
Molecular function (GO): coenzyme A diphosphatase activity
Source: RefSeq, a predicted model, not a curated record